AUGGAUCAUCAUUUAUAUACACCCUGUGGCAGUGCUGCUUAUGCUGCUCCAGAACUGGUUUCUGGAAAAGAAUAUCUUGGGGAUAUGUCUGGUAAGUACUCCACACCGCCAUGGUUGUCUGCAGAGAGUGUAGAGAUCAUAGACCAACUGCUGCAAGUCAACCCCAUGCGAAGAAUCUCUAUGAGACAUCUUUUGAACCAUCCUUGGGUUUGUCAAAAUGGCCAACCUGUUAACUGGAAACCCUGCCCCACUGAACUUGAUGAGGACUGUGUAAUUAAACUUGCAGUGUUUAAUGGUACCACAAAAACCAGAAUGAUUAACAUGAUAAAAGAGUGGAAAUACGAUUAUCUUACAGCCACUUACUUCCUUCUCUUGGAGAAAAAAUAUAAAAAUCAACCAUUAGACUUACAUGAUGCGAGACGUCUCUUGCUCCCCUUACAGCCUAAGAUUUGGAAUAGCAAUAACACCGAGACGAAUCCUGUGGUGGCCAAAUUAUCUGACAGAUAUCUGAAAGAACCAGUCCCAUACCAUUUUGAGCACACACCAACCUCCAUCAAGAACAUCAUAAAGGACGUUCCUGCCAGCGAGUGGUCAAUGAAUGCAAGGGUUUCAACCAAAAAGAACAAAUACAACCAAGUCAUGUCUCAUUUAGAAGAGACAUAUAUUGUACCGAUAAAGGAAGAUAAUCAAGCCAACUCAAAGAGGAAGCCAAGUCGUGAUUUGACAGCCAGCCCCAAGACCCCAAGAAGAAAAGAAAACAAAGAGAAUCUGCUGGAGACUCCACAUAAAACUGAUGACACAUUUGCAAUUCCUUACUCUGUGGCCACACCCCGUUCCAGAGCAAACAGCAAGUCGGUGAAGACGCCAAAACACAAUCGCUCUCCUUUGAUGGGCAAACAGCUGCAACAAAUUUUAGAUGGGAAAACUGAAGCAUCAUCUCCAAUAUCCAAGGCAAAACCAUCAAUUGUGCUCUCUCCCUCUCGAUCAGUUGACUCCCAACUCCAUAACUUGUCACUCUUGACUCCAGUCUCAGAAUCUAGCAAGGCCUCUUCGGUUGAUACAGAUUUGCAUAAGUCUGGAUUUCAGCGCAGCACAGAGCGCAAGUCUUUCAAGGGAUCCAUGUUUGGAAGUUUGGAGAAAGUAUUCAAAAUGUUCAGCCCCAGAAGCAGGUCUGUCAGUCAUGGUCCUCGUAAAGUGAAAAACACACACAAUGUCUUCCGCACUGAACAAUACAAUGCUGACUUGGUUCUUUGCAAGUUGAAGGAUAGUAUUCAAAAGAAAUGUUUGGGCUGCAAACAGUCAGACUAUGUCCUCCGCUGCUUUGUUGCUGAUGACAAAGGCAAAAUAAAGCUUUCUUUCAACUUGGAAGUGUGUGUCGUGCCAAAGUUACCUUUUGUUGGAAUUCGUAGCAAGCGAGUUAAAGGGGACACAUGGCAAUAUAAGAAAUUCUGCGAAGACAUUAUACAGACGUCCAACUUAUAA
This is a messenger RNA of Acanthosepion pharaonis, 1482 nucleotides long. Lineage: Eukaryota; Metazoa; Mollusca; Cephalopoda; Sepiida; Sepiidae. The record is from the annotation of a GenBank genome assembly.